Molecule: messenger RNA, 1056 nt
Organism: Notechis scutatus (mainland tiger snake)
Lineage: Eukaryota; Metazoa; Chordata; Lepidosauria; Squamata; Elapidae
Source: RefSeq, a predicted model, not a curated record
AUGUCUGAACUGGAUUUGUGGAUUGUUUCACUCAACAGAUAUCCUUGUUUCUCUGUCUUCUGGUCUGUUGAUUGUAGGCUGAUCGGCAUGGACAACUCCAUUCUCAAAGCCAGAGAAGAGAACCUGAUUAAAUACCAGAGGAGCUUUUUGGGGUGUGAGAUGGUGGACUGGCUGGUGGAGGAAGGGGAGGUCGCAAACCGGAAGGAAGCUACGGAACUCUGCCAAACCCUCCUUGAACACGGGAUCAUCCAGCACGUCUCCACUCCGUGCCAUUUUGAUGACCGGGAUCUCCUCUACCAGUUUCGUAUCAAUUUCCGCCGAAGGAGGCGACUCACGGAACUACUCAGUGAAAGUUUGCAGAGGACCCUUUCGGACAGUCCGGAUAGUCCCUUCUGCCUCCGAAAGUUGAACCCCGAGCAAGACCCCUCCAGCUUCCUGUCAGUCCAAACCAAUAAGGAAAUCAAAAUUGUCUCGGCUGUCCGAAGAAGCAGUGUGACUUCCCUGGCUGGAGGAUCCAGUUUCUAUUACAACCUCUCCCCAAACCUGGGACAGGUGCCUGCUGUUGAGUGCAAUCCUAAAUCGGUCUUGAAGAGACCCAUCACCAACGAAGAGCUUUUGACACCCGGGGCACCUUAUAUCAAGAAAACACUGACAAUUGUAGGUGAUGCAGUUGGCUGGGGUUUUGUAGUCCGUGGAGGUCAGCCAUGCCACAUCCAAGCUGUAGAUCCAGGAGGACCAGCUGCUGCUGCUGGCAUGAAGGUCUGCCAAUUUGUCUACUCAGUGAACGGAAUGUAUGUUUUACACUUGGAUUAUCAGACUGUGAGCAACCUCAUUGUGACAGGACCUCGGACUCUUGUGCUCGAAGUUAUGGAAGAAGAUGAAUGAAGUCCCCUCCCCCCUGUCUCCCCAACAUUUUCAGAUCAGCCCCCACUUUGCCAGCUGUGGAAGAGCCAAUCCAUCUCCCUGAACCCUAAAAACAUUGGUGCCCCCCCCUCCAUCUAUUACUUUCUCAACCUCAGCAAGCUAAAGAUGUAUGGACUUCAUGGCUGGCUGGGG